Molecule: messenger RNA, 570 nt
Organism: Caenorhabditis bovis
Lineage: Eukaryota; Metazoa; Nematoda; Chromadorea; Rhabditida; Rhabditidae
Source: the annotation of a GenBank genome assembly
AUGGCCAGUCAUCGAGUCGCUUCAACACUUCCCCGAAUCGGCGUGACAAUCGGGCACGUGCCGCAAAAAUUGAAAACCGGCGGAAUUGAGCCAAGUCGACGCGCUCGACUAGAAGUGUUGCGACGAAUUGUGACGCGAGUUGUUCGAGAGGAGCGCGUCGAAUUGAAAUGGAAUCGUGCCGUUGAAGCUAGGCCAUAUUUGGAACGAUUAAUUCAACUUGGUGUCGAGAGGGGACCAUUAGACGAAUAUACAACGGAAAUGAUGGAAUGGUGGCUUCCCGAGAAGGAUUUGAUCACAAAAAUGCACGAGGUGAUAGUUCCCCGAUUUGCCGACCGCCAAUCGCCAUUCACCUCGAUCUACCGCCUACCAAUGAAGCGCCUUCUUCAGCACAGCAAAUCGAAACAAGAAUUCUGGAAGCGCUACGAGAUCGGAAUUCUCGAAAUCGACGGCAAUCCAUUCCCGCCAGUCGUCUCAACGGAAGCCUGCGAAAACUCCAACACAAUUCUCAAUGUUCUUCUAACAAACGCGCUCAAAAAUUAUCACGCCGACUUGGUGAAAAAAUCCGAAUAA